UGCCUAUGUAGAAGGCAGACGCGCAUAAAUGAAGCUGUUCGACUUUCUUUCUCGCUCAGCGCGACACAUAAACAAAAGGCACAUUGCGACUUGAUCCCCGGCGCGUCCCGCUUCUGUCCCACUUCACGCGGUUUCUUUUUUGUAUCCACUGGAGCUGACCGGAGCUGAACGGAGUACUCUUUUUUCUCAUCAUUAUUAUUAUUAUACAAUUACAAAAGAGAAAUUUAAAACUAUAUCAAUUAUAAUAUCAAAGAAACUUGAUCACUUUUUUUUUUUUUUUGCGGCUCUACGAUCUUCAUUCAUCAGAGUUUUUUUUUUUUUUUUACUUUUUUCCGGCAUUAUUCUGUUGGAUAUGCACAGGGAAUUAUUAAGGGUUUAAAAACAUAUGUAAAGACGGAACCGUCACAGCAAACAACAGACCCCGGUUCGGAAGAGCGCCUGCAGCCGAGCUCUGAGUCCCGGCUCCCGUAUACGUGCACCGUCGCGCGAGCUGCUCCAGCGCCGAACCCCCGCCGCGCGCCACCUCCGUCCUCCAAACCGAGCACAAUUCAGCGAGCAAAAGGUCAACCAGAUCGAUGGCCUUGUGACAAUGAGCAGGAGGUCACAGUCUUUGGAACAGCUCCGUUUUGUUCAUCUAAAAUGCUCUCCUCGAGACAUGCCCUGCGUUCAGGCCCAGUAUGGCCCCGCCCCCCCAGGGUCCAGCUACUCUGCCCAGUCCUUCGUCUAUCCCGGCGAAUACCACGGUAGUGAGCUCAUGUCACAGGACUACGCUAAAUGCGAUUUGGGUGGAGGGGAGAUCUCAGCAGCAGCAGCCACCACAUCGCUGCCCAGUUUUAAUGUGUUCGUCGAGGGCGGCUUCGAGCCCAAACCCUCGUGCUUGUACCAGAUGUCUGUGCCACAACGGUCCAUCAUUAAGAAGGAAGAGGAGAGUUAUGCAUCGGUUGAUGAAGCCAUGGCCACUGGGUCCAUGUAUUUUAAGCAAUCUCCACCUUCGACUCCACCCACACCACUCCACCCAGGCCAUGCUGGCACCUCUUUCCUGUGGGACGAGACUCACGGUCUACCUCUGGUGCCCCAAACCUGCCCACGCUUCACUCAUUUCUACGACCAGGCAGCACAGUCCGUGCCCUCUUCCAGCAGCUAUGAGGCGCCCAUGGGUUUGCCGAUCCGACCCGAGCGCUCUCCUUCAUCUUCUUCCUCCCAUCCGCCACCCGGCCUCGAGCCACACUCUCAUGCACACUCGCACGUGUACCCACUGAAUGUGGGCAAACCAGGAGGCUUGGGCUUCCGUUCUUUGGGCAUGGGGCCAUGCCCCCAGUCACUCCUGGCAGAGAGCUUGCCAUCGCCACCUGGACGUGCAACCUCUGGGGAGGGCACCUGUGCUGUGUGUGGAGACAACGCCGCCUGCCAGCACUAUGGUGUUCGCACCUGCGAAGGCUGCAAGGGAUUCUUUAAGAGAACAGUGCAGAAGAAUGCAAAGUAUGUUUGUUUGGCCAGUAAAAACUGCCCAGUGGACAAAAGGAGAAGAAACCGCUGUCAGUACUGUCGCUUCCAGAAAUGUCUCAGUGUGGGCAUGGUGAAGGAAGUGGUGCGCACAGAUAACCUGAAAGGAAGGAGAGGUCGUUUGCCAUCGAAGCCGAAGAGUCCACUGCAGCCUGAACCGUCUCCCCCUUCACCCCCUGUCAGCCUCCUCAACGCCCUCGUCCGUGCCUACUCCCAGUCCAUCCCCCGAGAGCUCGACUACAGCCAGUUCAGUGCUGUCGAGACGGGAACUUUAGCAGAGGCUCAGCAGAUUCAGCUCUUCUAUCGCGUCCUCACUGGCUCCAUGGAGGUGACACGUCACUGGGCCGAGCGGCUUCCCGGAUUCAACGAGCUCCACCAUGAUGACCAGAGUCUGCUCAUAGACUCGGCCUUCCUUGAGCUCUUUGUGCUCCGCCUGGCCAACAGGUCGUUGUUGGCGGAGGAGAAGUUUGUUUUCUGCACAGGCCUGGUGCUCCACAGGCUGCAGUGUCUGCGAGGUUUCGGCGAAUGGCUCGACUCAAUCAGAGAUUUCAGCUCUCAUCUUCAGAGUCUCAGCCUGGAUUUACCUGCGUUUUCUUGCCUGUUGGCACUGGUGCUGCUCACAGAACAAUGUCCCGGCCUGAAGGAGCCCAAGAAGGUGGAGGAGCUGCAGUCCAAGCUCGUCUGCUGCCUUCGAGAGCACCUGAGCUCCGGCGGAACCACAAGCGUGGCUGCAGCAGGCAAAGCUCCUCCCCCAGUGGCUGCCAUUCUGGGUCUAAAGGCAGAGCUAAGGUCACAGCGCACUCAAGGCCUACAGAGGAUCUUCUACUUAAAGCUGGAGGACCUGGUCCCACCUCCACCACUUAUCGACAGGUUCCUGGACACACUGCCCUACUAAUAUAGACACGCUCCUCCCAAAAAAAAGCUCACCUGGGCCUGAUUAUAGGCUGAAGACUCACCACUGAGGAUAGAGCCUGAAUGAGAGACUUGCUGAACUCUGAUUUUUCUCUUAAGAGGCUCCAGAUGUACACUCUUUCCACCUCAGAUCUGUGUCGGAUAGUGUGUGUGUGUGUGUGUGUGUGUGUGUGUGUGUGUGUGUAAAGAAAAGCAUCAGAACUGUGCUUUUGGACCGUCGUUCAGUGUGUGUGUGUGUGUGUGUGUGUGUGUGUGUGUAAAAGAGAGAAAUAAAUUGAGAGAUGAAAGGUGAAAGGUUUCUAUUCAGUCAAAAGGCAGUCAGUAUGCUCACAUACACGUACAUCCAGUUACACGAGACACAAAGGACAUAAAAAGAGUGUGAGUGCGAGAGUGUGUAUACGCAUCUCUGUGGAACGCUUGAGUCAGAGCGAAUCAAGAGACGUCCAGACAAAGUGCAUUAAAUUCUAACCACCGAGUCACACUCUCAAAACUGCAUACAAGUGCAAUUUACUAAGUGCUAUUUAAAAGAAAAAGAAAUGAAUUCGACAGAAAAGUAGGAAAGAAAAUGCAGGAAAGAGUGUGCGUGUGUUCCAUUUCUAUUUCAACUCUAAAUUAUUUUAAUACUACGGCUCGCCCUGUGAAAUGAAGUAAUGAUAUCAAACCAGGCAGAUUUCUUAUACACUGGUCUGCUCACUAACUCUCGUAACUCUUGAGCAAGUUCUACAGACUUGAAAUGACUGUAGAGUUUUAUUUUAUUAUUAUUUCUGGAUUUUGCAAACCUAGGGAAUUUUAGGGUUAGGACUAUAGAGCUAAGAGUGCAGGGGAGCAUUUGGGCUACAAGCACUUAUUAAGAAAGGAAAGAGAGGAAUGGGGCACGGAAGGAGGGAAUGAUAGAGCGGGAAAAUGGGAGGGACAAAACAUUCCGUGCUCAUGCUCAUGCUCAUUUUUUUUAUAAGUUUCUAUUGUUAACACCAUCUAUUAAUAUGGAGGACUUUGUUGCAAAAAAGUCUUUGUCUUUUAUUUGUACAAAAGAAAACAGAUUAUAUGCAUGGUUUACUCUUUUCUCGCCUUUUCUUGCCUGUAUUUAUUUUGUUUGCGAAAGACGGCCAGCUCGUCAAAGGGCUCGGACACAUUCACAGACUGGGCUUUUCCGCUAACUUUGCCCAUAGGCAACCAUUUGCGACAAAUGGAGAAUUAUAUAAAUAUAUAAACAAAUAUAUAUAUAUAUAUAUAUAUAUAUAUAUAUAUAUAUAUAUAUAUAUAUAUAUAUAUAUAUACAUUCACAAAAUACAAAACUAAUAUUUUGAAGUGUUUUUAUCCAAUAGAUUUUUUCAAAUCUUGUGGUACAAGUUGUGCAUUUGUUUGUUUUUUGUUUGUUUGUUAGUUUGUUUUUUGUUUUUUCUUUGUGGUUUUUUUUUCUCAAAGAAAAAACAAGAUUACAAAAAAAAUGUCUCUUUUUGAUUUGUUUGGAUUACUUUUUUUUCUCUUCGGUUCACUGGAGGCUCUGUUCAGCACUUUGAAAUCAUAAAGAAAAAAAUGAUUA
Molecule: messenger RNA, 3958 nt
Organism: Silurus meridionalis
Lineage: Eukaryota; Metazoa; Chordata; Actinopteri; Siluriformes; Siluridae
Gene: nr4a3
Product: nuclear receptor subfamily 4, group A, member 3
Exons: 9
Coding region: 590-2398 (602 amino acids)
Biological process (GO): regulation of transcription by RNA polymerase II; cellular response to corticotropin-releasing hormone stimulus
Cellular component (GO): transcription regulator complex; nucleus
Molecular function (GO): RNA polymerase II cis-regulatory region sequence-specific DNA binding; nuclear receptor activity; zinc ion binding
Source: RefSeq, a predicted model, not a curated record